Molecule: messenger RNA, 1222 nt
Organism: Pyricularia oryzae 70-15
Lineage: Eukaryota; Fungi; Ascomycota; Sordariomycetes; Magnaporthales; Pyriculariaceae
Product: pyridoxamine 5'-phosphate oxidase
Exons: 2
Coding region: 175-1080 (301 amino acids)
Biological process (GO): pyridoxine biosynthetic process
Molecular function (GO): FMN binding; pyridoxamine phosphate oxidase activity
Source: RefSeq, a predicted model, not a curated record
GUCAUACAGAGUAAAAAAAGGGACGAUGGGAAUAUCUGCUUUGUUCUCUUUGUUUCUUUUCCCCCAAGGUUUCCACCUCUAAUAUACCAAAUAUCGUCUGGGCAAACACUUUGCUUGCUUUUUUACCCGCCUCCUCUGGGGAUCGACCAUUGUUUUUGUUGCUUCCUUGCCUUGAUGGGCAUCAUCACUCGGCCCCUCAUCCACCUCAACUGCUCCCCCGGCCGGCUUGGUGCGCUCAGCUUUCGAAGAACCAUGGCAUUACACCCACCACCUAAUGGGGAGAAGCUAAUUUUCGCCCCUUCAUCGACAGCGACCAUGAACAGCCAGGCGGAGCAGUUCCUCAAGCACGAGCGGACGGGCCUGCACCGCUCGGACCUGGACCCCUCGUCGCCGAUCCGGCAGUUCCACGCCUGGUUCAAAUCGGCACUGGGUAGCGACGGCGGUGACUCGGCCGCUGCGGACGCCGCCACCCAGCAGCCGCCAAGGGUUUCCCACCCAGAGACGUGCACCCUGUCGACGGCGUCGCUGCCCUCGGGCCGCGUGUCGGCCCGCGUCGUCUACAUGAAGGAGCUCGACGACAAGGGCUUCGUCAUCUACUCGAAUUUCGGCACCAGUCGCAAGGCCUUUGACCUAUUUGGCGACGGCACGCCCUCCUCGGUCGGGAACCCCUGGGCGUCGCUGACGUUUUGGUGGGAGCCGCUCGAGAGGCAGGUGAGGGUUGAGGGCCGGGCCGAGCGCCUGACGCGCGAAGAGUCGCAGCGCUACUACGAGACGCGCGUGCGCGGCAGCCGCAUCGGUGCCUGGGCGAGCCGGCAGAGCGCCGUGCUCAAGCCCGAAGGAGGAGCGGAGGGUGGCGAGGACGACGGCCGCGCGCAGCUCGACGGUUGGGUGCGCGAGACCGAGGGAAAGUUUGCUGGCGUUGAUGACAUACCCGUCCCAGAUUUCUGGGGAGGGCUGAGGAUCGUACCGCUUAGGGUUGAGUUUUGGCAGGGGAGGGCAAAUAGGCUGCACGACCGCUUCGUCUACGAGAGGGCUGAUGAGAAGGACGCGGCAUGGACUCUGGAGAGGCUUAGUCCAUAAGGCUUGUCUCGUCGUACAGCCAACGAUGUUGUUGUCUCACACUUUUGAAUUCAGAACCCUGUAAUUCUCCAUCUCUUAUGAUGUCACUGCAUAGGCAAGGCAUUCAACCAUGGACAUCCAAAGAGCUCGGACGUGACGUGCG